AUGAGAGGAUGUGUUGAAGAAUUUCAUCCGGCAAUUGGAUUUUCCCCUGGCGAGUCAACGAAGAAACCCGGGUUAAUGGAGGAAGACAGAAUAAGCCAACUCCCAGAUCAAAUCCUCCAACAAAUCCUCUCUUUACUCGACACAAAUCAAGCCCUUCAAACAACCAUCCUCUCCACAAGAUGGAAAACCCUCUCCCACACCCUCCCCGAUCUCCGCUUCCAUCUCAGCCGCUUCGCCCCCUCAAACAACCCCAAAACCGCCCAACCCCUCUCCCACCGCUUCUCCCACUUCGUCACCCGCCUCCUCUCCCUCCGCGACGGCACAGCCCCGAUCCACAACUUCCACCUCUCAUUCGACACACAUCUCCUUAUCCACGCCGACCAAUCAUUCAUCGAAAAAUGCAUCCUCUACGCCGUCAAUCACCGCGUCGAAUCCCUCCGCCUCCACGCCCGCUGCCGCCCGGAUAUCACCCUCCCGGCCGCCUUCUUCGCCUCCACAACGCUCCGGGAACUCGAGCUCCGCCAGCUCGGCCGCGUGAUCUGUUCACCGGAGAAGCUCUCACUACCUUAUUUGAAAACCCUUUUUCUUGAUGGGUGUUGGUUUGGCCAUGGUGAUUAUUAUGAUCCGCCGCUGAAGGAGCCGUUUUCGGGCUUCCCGGAGCUGGAGAAGCUUACUCUGCGGCGGUGUGUGUUUUAUGAGCUUGUUGUGAAGGCUCCCAAGCUUAGGUUUCUUGAGAUUGUUGAUGAGAGUUUGUAUGCUUAUGGAAUGGAGGAGAUUUCGGCUCCGUUGCUUACCUCGUUUAGGUACGAAGCUAAAUUGCCUUUCCAUUGUUCUAAGGUUGAUCUACCAAUGUUGGAGGAGGUCUAUUUGGACAUUAAUUACAAACAACAACCCGAUAACAUAUACAAUUAUGUUAAUCCUACAACGAUGACUCUGAGAUGUGUUAGGAUGUUUCAUCUACUUGGAAAUGCUAAGAUUGUAGCAUUGACUUUGGACACAGUCAAGGUUCUUGAAAAGUAUCGUGGUCUGAUCGAGGAAAGUCCAUGUCCAUUUCCCUACCUGAAAUGUCUGAAAGUGAUGAAAGGACGUCGAGAAAUUACGACGGUGCUAAGAAGGGUGAUGAACUACUUGACAGAGGGGACUUUGUAUUUUGAUUCAUUGGUGAUGUUGUUACCUCAAGAUGUGACUGUGGUUGAAAAGAAUUCAGAUGAUUUGUUUGAAGACGAAAGUGAUGAACAACAACUCGAACUACUCUUUGGAAUAGAAGAUGAAAUUAUAUGAUUGUCUCAACAUGAUCAAUUGCAAAAGUUUGGAAUGUUGCAAGAGCUUCUUGCGCCCUUUUUGGACAAUCCAAGUUGUAAACAUGACAUCAUGAAUGUCAAGAAAUUUUUGCAAUAUAUAUUGAUGAUCGCUUUUCGCAUUUAAGUUUGUAGUGUAGAAGUGUUGAUCGGCUUCUUCAUGGUCAAAAUUUUGUCAGGAAGAAUUGUCUCAACCUAUCGAUUUCCUUUUAUACUCCAUUUGUCCCA
Molecule: messenger RNA, 1526 nt
Organism: Salvia hispanica
Lineage: Eukaryota; Viridiplantae; Streptophyta; Magnoliopsida; Lamiales; Lamiaceae
Product: F-box protein At4g22280-like
Molecular function (GO): protein binding
Source: RefSeq, a predicted model, not a curated record